ACCACGCUUUUUUCGCAGAUUGUUGUGAAGAACACCAAGUAGCGAAAUUCUGCUUGUUAGUUGUGCAAUCCCUGUACAAUGCCAACUGUGCUCUCCGUGUUAAAACUGAUGAAUCCAACAUGAACUCACGGGUUAUUUUGCAAGAUACGCUCUUCAAAAAAUCCCAACAGAAGCGAAGGACCUCGCCUUGUAAUUAUAAACAGAGAGUUUUUAUUUUAAGCACAGAAGAUUUAACCUACUUUGAGUGCCGCCAGGGGAAAAAACCCAUCAUGAAAGGUUGUAUCGAGCUGCCCAGGAUAAAGUGUGUGGAGAAUGUGUACAGCGAGGUGCCCGUACCGUGCAAUUAUAAAUACCCGUUUCAGGUUGCCCAUGACAACUACUACCUGUACAUAUUUGCUCCGGACAGGGAGUGCCGUCAGCGCUGGGUUCAAGCCCUAAAGGAAGAAACCAAGAAUAAUACUUUGUUCCACAAGUACCACCCAAAUUUCUGGGUGGACGGGAGGUGGAAGUGCUGUCAGCAGAAUGAGAAGACAGCCCUCGGGUGCUCUGAGUACGACCCCAACAAAAACGCUUCCAAAAAGCCCCUUCCGCCCACUCCCGAGCCACAGCGGCGCUUCUCAGACCCAGGGGAGAUGGUGGUCGUCGCGCUGCACGAUUUCGUCCCACAGGGAGACCGGGACCUCGCCCUGCGCAAAGACCAGGACUACAUUGUCACUGACACCUCCGACAGCAACUGGUGGACCGUCCAGGACGGCAACGGGUGUACAGGCUUCGUUCCCUGCAGCUACUUGGCCGAGAAAUCCCCAAACAACCUGGAGAGAUUUGAAUGGUACAACAGAGACAUGACACGAGCCCAGGCUGAACAGUGUUUGUUUAAAGAGGACAAGGAAGGGGCGUUUACGGUGCGGAACUCCCGACAAGCGGGCGUGUACACAGUCUCCGUGUUCACCAAAGCCCUGGGGUCCAACGGUGAGAAUACACCCAGAGUGAAACACUAUCAGAUCAGGGAGUCUGAGGGAUCCAAAUUCUACCUGGCUGAAAAGUACCUGUUCAACACCAUCCCCGAACUCAUUCACUACCACCAGCACAAUGCCGCAGGCCUGAUCACCCGACUGCGCCACCCUGUCUCCCUGAACCGCAACCGUGCUCCCAAGACCGCCGGCUUCGCUUCAGAUAAGUGGGAGGUGGACCCUGUGGAUCUGACCCUGGACGCUGAGCUGGGCAGUGGGCAGUUUGGCGUGGUGUUGCUAGGACACUGGCGGGAGCAGAAGGUGGCGGUAAAGAUGGUGCGCCAGGGCGCCAUGUCGGAGGAGGACUUCAGAGAGGAGGCGCGUGUCAUGAUGAAGCUGUCCCAUGCCAAACUGGUGCAGCUGUACGGGGUGUGCUCCCAGCACUCUCCCAUGUGCCUCCUGUUCGAGUUCAUGGAGCACGGCUGCCUGUCGGACUACCUGCGCAGCCACAAGGGGGCGCUGUCCCGGGAGACCCUGCUGGGCAUCUGCCUGGACGUGUGUGAGGGCAUGGCCUACCUGGAGAGCGCCAACUUCAUCCACAGAGACCUGGCUGCAAGGAACUGCCUGGUGUCUGAGAACCACGUGGUGAAAGUGUCCGAUUUCGGCAUGACCAGGUUCGUGCUGGACGACCAGUACACCAGCUCUCUGGGGUCCAAGUUCCCUGUGAAGUGGUCAGCGCCAGAGGUCAUCCAGUACUCCAAGUUCAGCAGCAAGUCCGACGUCUGGUCCUUUGGUGUGCUGAUGUGGGAGGUGUAUAACGAGGGGCGCAUGCCGUAUGAGAACCGCUCUAACGUGGAGGUGGUGGAGGACCUCUCUGCAGGCCUCCGGCUCCUGAAGCCCCGGCUGGCCCCAGAGGCUGUGUACCAGCUCAUGGACUGGAGCUGGAAGGAGAAAACAGAGGAUCGACCUUCCUUCAGCCUGCUCUUCCACCAGCUCCUGGCCCUGGCGGAGCUGUGAAGGAUCCUGGUCCUGUUGGAGCUCUCCUGGCCCUGGCCCUGUUGGAGCUCUCCUGGCCCUGAAGACUCCUGGUUCUGAAGGCUCCUGGUCGUGAAGACUCCUGAUUCUGAAGGCUCCUGUGCCCUGAAGACUCCUGGUUCUGAAGGCUCCUGUGCCCUGAAGACUCCUGGUUCUGAAGGCUCCUGGUCGUGGAGGCCCUGACCCUGUUGGAGCUCUCCUGGCCCUGGUCCCGUCGGUGUGCUGAAGGAUCCCGUUCCCGCAGUACAGACGCACGCAGAUUAAAACUCUAUUUAUCGCGCUCUUCGUCUCUGUAAACUGCCCGUUCGUCUGUAUGUCCUUGUCACGGGCUGAGUUUUACUUUGCUAUGCUGUGACCGAGCCCAGCGCACCGGCCCGAUCACUCGGCCAAUCCGCCGGCACAGAUCGCCACAUAGCCCCGCCUCCGCAGGGGUGCAGUCACACUCCAGCUCACCACUCUUCUCAGUCCUGUUGUCUGAUUGGUGGUAACACCUCCCCACCUUCGGAGAGAGAGAGACUCGCCAUCUUCUGCCCCAGCCUGAGGGCUCGCCCCUUCAGAGAUCGCUUGGACCCAGCGCCUGCGUUCCCCCGCUCCGGACCUGGGUCAGAUACAUAACUGUUUUGGAUUCAAACACUUUUCUGUGCUUGAUUGAUCUUGCCUGCCGCAGUUGAGCCAACCAAGAGGAUUUUGUGCGGGGUUUGCACUAUUUCAUAGGUUUCAGUUGACCAGACAAGCUCAGUAAAGUGUAGAAAACUAUUUGAAUCCAAAACAGUUAUGAAUUUGACCCAGAUCUGCCCUGCACUUACUCAUAAUAACAUUAAAAAUAUCCUACUGAUUUGCUUAACUCUGUAAAACAACUGUAAACUGUAACUGUAAACAGGAGUUAUUUUUCUGUUUUCUCUCCUAUAUACACGGAUGUAAACCUGUCUUGUAUGGAACUUGAAAGAACUUUUCUAAGGUUGUCAGGAGAAGAGAGUGUAGAGUCAAUGUAAAUAUGUUUUUUUCCUCAGUGGUAUUGGCUUGUUCUGUGAUAGAUGGAACAUAUUGAGCAUAUGAUUGAAUAUAUCUAAUCUGAAAUAUAUAAACUGAGAUAAUGCUGAA
Molecule: messenger RNA, 3086 nt
Organism: Conger conger (European conger)
Lineage: Eukaryota; Metazoa; Chordata; Actinopteri; Anguilliformes; Congridae
Gene: itk
Product: IL2 inducible T cell kinase
Exons: 17
Coding region: 120-1967 (615 amino acids)
Biological process (GO): B cell receptor signaling pathway; T cell receptor signaling pathway; intracellular signal transduction
Molecular function (GO): non-membrane spanning protein tyrosine kinase activity; ATP binding; protein binding
Source: RefSeq, a predicted model, not a curated record